This is a messenger RNA of Miniopterus natalensis, 3361 nucleotides long. RefSeq names its product exocyst complex component 1 (gene EXOC1). Gene Ontology annotation, cellular component: exocyst; plasma membrane. NCBI's taxonomy places the organism in Eukaryota, Metazoa, Chordata, Mammalia, Chiroptera, Miniopteridae. Gene Ontology annotation, biological process: Golgi to plasma membrane transport; exocytosis. The record is from RefSeq and is a predicted model, not a curated record. Gene Ontology annotation, molecular function: phosphatidylinositol-4,5-bisphosphate binding.
GUUUAUCACGUGCCCGGAUAUGGGAAGUGGUGGCCGAACCGCCCCUUCCGGUUUACCGCUCAGUUGAGGGGCGCGUCUUAGGAGUGGUGGGCGCUCCCGCCCCUCCGCGUCUCGGGUUUGGAGGACGCGCCUCGGCACAGCCGGGCUCAGUCCGGCCUUGCGCUGAGUAAAGAUGACAGCAAUCAAACAUGCGUUACAAAGAGACAUUUUUACACCAAAUGAUGAACGCCUGCUGAGUAUUGUCAAUGUCUGCAAAGCAGGAAAAAAGAAAAAGAACUGUUUUUUAUGUGCCACAGUGACAACUGAACGGCCUGUGCAAGUGAAGGUGGUCAAAGUCAAGAAAUCUGAUAAAGGAGAUUUCUACAAAAGGCAAAUUGCGUGGGCUCUUCGAGACCUUGCUGUGGUAGAUGCCAAAGAUGCUAUUAAAGAAAAUCCUGAAUUUGAUUUACAUUUUGAAAAAGUAUAUAAAUGGGUUGCCAGCAGCACUGCUGAGAAGAAUGCAUUUAUUUCAUGCAUUUGGAAAUUGAAUCAGCGCUAUCUCCGGAAGAAAAUUGAUUUUGUCAAUGUCAGUUCACAGCUUUUGGAAGAAUCUGUUCCAAGUGGAGAAAACCAGAGUGUGGCAGGAGGUGAUGAAGAAGCAGUGGAUGAAUACCAGGAGUUAAAUGCGCGAGAGGAGCAGGACAUUGAAAUAAUGGUGGAAGGCUGUGAAUAUGCAAUUUCUAAUGCUGAGGCCUUUGCAGAGAGGUUAUCCAGAGAGCUGCAGGUGCUAGAUGGGGCUAACAUUCAGUCAAUCAUGGCCUCUGAAAAGCAAGUGAACAUCCUGAUGAAGCUGUUAGAUGAGGCUCUAAAGGAGGUGGAUCAGAUUGAAUUUAAACUCAGCAGUUAUGAGGAAAUGCUCCAAAGUGUAAAAGAACAAAUGGAUCAGAUAUCUGAAAGCAACCACCUAAUUCAUCUUAGCAACACUAAUAAUGUAAAACUCCUGUCUGAGAUAGAAUUCCUUGUGAACCACAUGGACUUGGCCAAAGGUCAUAUAAAGGCCCUUCAGGAAGGAGAUCUUGCUUCUUCUAGAGGCAUUGAGGCCUGCACCAAUGCCGCCGAUGCCCUUCUGCAGUGCAUGAAUGUAGCUCUUCGACCAGGCCAUGACAUGCUCCUGGCAGUCAAACAACAGCAGCAGCGCUUCAGUGAUUUGCGAGAGCAUUUUGCCCGGAGGCUGGCCAGUCACCUCAACAAUGUUUUUGUUCAACAGGGUCAUGAUCAGAGUUCAACUCUUGCUCAACACUCUGUUGAACUGACUUUACCCAAUCAUCAUCCAUUUCAUAGAGACUUGCUCCGAUAUGCCAAGCUGAUGGAGUGGCUGAAGAGUACAGAUUACGGAAAAUAUGAGGGACUAACAAAGAAUUACAUGGAUUAUUUAUCACGACUGUAUGAGAGAGAAAUUAAAGAUUUCUUUGAAGUUGCAAAGAUCAAGAUGACCGGCACAACUAAGGAAAGCAAGAAGUUUGCUACACUUCCUCGAAAAGAAAGUGCUGUCAAACAGGAAACAGAGAGUCUUCAUGGAAGCUCUGGGAAAUUAACUGGAUCUACUUCUAGUCUAAAUAAGCUCAGUGUUCAGAGUUCAGGGAAUCGCAGAUCUCAGUCGUCUUCCUUGUUGGAUAUGGGAAACAUGUCUGCUUCUGACCUCGAUGUUGCCGACAGAACCAAAUUUGAUAAGAUCUUUGAACAGGUACUAAGUGAACUGGAGCCCCUGUGUCUAGCAGAACAGGACUUCAUAAGUAAAUUUUUUAAACUGCAGCAACAUCAAAGUAUGCCUGGAACUGUGACUGAAGCAGAUGAUCUAGAUGGAGGAACAUCAUCAAGGCAACAUAAUUCUGGCACACCACUGCCCAUUUCAUCCGAGAAAGAUAUGAUCCGCCAAAUGAUGACUAAAAUAUUUCGCUGCAUUGAGCCAGAACUGAACAACCUAAUUGCAUUAGGAGACAAAAUUGAUAGCUUUAACUCUCUUUACAUGCUAGUCAAAAUGAGUCAUCAUGUGUGGACUGCACAAAAUGUGGACCCUGCUUCUUUUCUGAGUACUACAUUGGGAAAUGUUUUGGUGACUGUCAAAAGGAACUUUGACAAAUGCAUUAGUAACCAAAUAAGGCAAAUGGAAGAAGUAAAGAUCUCAAAGAAGAGUAAAGUAGGAAUUCUUCCAUUUGUUGCUGAAUUUGAAGAAUUUGCUGGGCUUGCAGAAUCAAUCUUUAAAAAUGCUGAACGUCGUGGAGAUCUAGAUAAAGCAUAUACUAAACUUAUUAGAGGAGUAUUUGUUAACGUGGAGAAAGUAGCAAAUGAAAGCCAGAAGACUCCCAGGGAUGUAGUUAUGAUGGAAAACUUUCACCAUAUUUUUGCAACACUUUCUCGUUUGAAAAUCUCAUGUCUAGAAGCUGAGAAAAAAGAAGCCAAACAAAAAUACACAGACCACCUUCAGUCUUAUGUCAUUUACUCUUUAGGACAACCUCUUGAAAAACUAAAUCAUUUCUUUGAAGGCGUUGAAGCUCGUGUAGCACAGGGUAUAAGAGAGGAGGAAGUAAGCUAUCAACUUGCUUUUAACAAACAAGAACUUCGUAAAGUUAUUAAAGAGUAUCCUGGAAAGGAAGUGAAAAAAGGUCUAGAUAACCUCUACAAGAAGGUUGAUAAACAUUUGUGUGAAGAGGAGAACUUACUUCAGGUGGUGUGGCACUCCAUGCAAGAUGAAUUUAUACGCCAGUACAAGCACUUUGAAGGUUUGAUAGCUCGCUGUUAUCCUGGUUCUGGUGUUACAAUGGAAUUCACUAUUCAGGACAUUCUAGAUUAUUGCUCCAGCAUUGCACAGUCCCACUAAACCUUAUGGAAGAAGAAAAGAUAAAUGAAGAAAGCACUCUGAGUAUACUAGACACUAUAAAAAAUAUCAGCAACUGUUUUGAGAACUGAGACUUGAAAUUUAUGUAGUGUUAAAUAGUUAAUACCAUACUACAAAUAUUCAAGAGCAAAAGUACCAACUUAUAUAACAGUUUUAUUUUAUCAAUAGUUUGUAUACUAACUUAAAACAUUUAUCUUAUAAAAUGUCAUAGCAUUUUUCUGUGACUGACCAGGAAAUUUUCCUUUAUUGCCUAGUUUCUUGUAUUUGUGAGUGGUUGUUCUAUGAGUAGUGCAUUAGGAGUUUUCAGCUUCCACUAAUUCACUAUUGCUUACAAAUCAUGUAUGCACUAAACAUUGUACAGAAUUUUUCCCCUGUCUAAUGUGUAUAUUGAUGAGGGCUCUCAAAACAAUCAAUUGUAAACUUGAAUUUUGAGGAUUAUGUGACUAGUAGCAAUGAUUCUGAAAUAAAAGAAACAUUUUCAAAAAA